Molecule: messenger RNA, 939 nt
Organism: Exaiptasia diaphana
Lineage: Eukaryota; Metazoa; Cnidaria; Anthozoa; Actiniaria; Aiptasiidae
Product: ZZ-type zinc finger-containing protein 3
Exons: 9
Source: RefSeq, a predicted model, not a curated record
GUAAGAAGUGCUACUGAGGAUUUUGACACUAAAGUAAGCUUGUUUGAUGAACUUGGCCCACACAUGUCAGAUGAUGAUGAUGAUGAUGAAGAGAUUGAUCCAUAUCAAAGAUUUUUCUUUGAGUCUGACUAUUUGGCGCUCAAAGAUAACAAGCAUUAUCAUUUACUGUUACAAACUUUAGUAGCACUAGAAGGACAGAGAGUACAAGCAGUCAAGGAUUUGGAUGCCCUCUGUGUUGAAGAGGCAAAAGCACUAGACGAUCCAGUAGGAUUUGUAGAAAAACUGCAAAAUAAUGAACCCCUUGGCCUCCCAUCACCACAGAAUGUUAUCAAGCUACCCAAGAUUCCUUGGGAGUCYUAUGCCUCCUCCUUUGGUCCAAUAGAUAUGUCUCUUCCCAUACAACACCAUACAAGGUCAUCAACAGCUUCUAAUUCUGAGAAAGCCACACAGGAACUCCAACCAGCUGCGAAUUUGUUGAACAGUGAGGUGACGGACAGUAACACCAGCGAAACCAUCUUUUCUGAAGCUGUCAAAAAUAAUAUUCCUGGAAAGAUGCCCACUUUUAACCAGCAAUGGACAAUAGCAGAACAAACUCGGCUUGAGAAGCUCCUGCAAGUGUAUCCUCAAGAAGAUAUUGAAGCAAAAAGAUGGGAAAAGAUUGCAAAAGCACUUGGAAACAGAACACCCAAACAGGUUGCUAGUAGAGUACAGAAAUAUUUCAUUAAGCUUGCCAAAGCGGGUUUACCAGUACCUGGUAGAGUUCCUAAUAUACCAAGAUCAGGAGCUAGGACAGCCAAGAGAUCGUCACACUACCAGAUGAUGGGCUUUCGUAACUCUACAUUCUUUCCAUCAUACCAACCUAGAGUGUUCAUGAGUGACAGCAAGGAUGAUGAUGAUGAAUCUAGUGUGGCUUUCUCUGAUGACACAUCAUACUUGUCU